AUGAGUAUCAAUGAUAUUCGCAGUAUUGAUGAUGUCAAUAACUGUGGUUUGUUUGGUCAAAUUCGUUGUGGGACUGUUUAUAAUGCUUCAAGAGUAUUGUUCAACAAAGAUAUUGAGGAGAUCAAUCGACUUAGAGAAAGGAUUAAGGAUGAUGAGUCAUUCUCUGUUGGUUUACCAUUGGCGUUAAAGUCUCACGAGCCUAAAGUGGUUGAUGAAAUUGCCGGAAAUUUGAAGUCGAUUGAAACAUUAUUCUGCCUUGAAGAUGAAAGUUAUUGGAUUUGUGCAAGAGUAGAAUCGGUUAGUUGCUAUGGCGAUUGGUAUUAUAUUUCUUGCAAGAAAUGUGGAAAAAAGGUUCUUAAGGAUGGUAAUCAGUUUUUCUGCUCUGGAUGUGGAUUGUUUGAUGGCUCUGGUUUUAUGAGGUAUAUGUUGAAGUUUGAAGUCUUUGAUGGUACAAGUACUGCACAAUUGGUGCUUUGGGACAAGGAAUGUGUCAAUAUAAUGAACAAAAAGGCUUCUGAAGUUGAUACCCGAGAGGUUGUUCUAGUAAACUGCGUGUCGAAGGAUGUUGAAACUUUUAUCACUGGAAAAGUAUUCCUCUUCAAGGUUUCUAUCAGGAAAGAGGAUGAUUUCUUAAGCUUGAAACCCUAUAAUGUCAAAAAAGUUGUUACUGAUGAGGAUUUGAUUCGUCAAUAUUCUGCAAAUAUUCUUCCAAAUUUGGACAUAGGGAAUUGUUCGCAAUCAUUAGAUGAUCUUUUCUUAGAAGAGUGCGACAGGCUGUCUCCCAUUGUGAAUUUGGGUGAUGAUCAAGAUUCUCUGCAGGUGUAUGGUGAGAAGUUGUUUUCUCCUGGCUCGAUUGGUAUAAAAACUGAUGUGGAGAUUCUUCCCGAUGAUGGCCUUGUGAGUCUUGAUGGUUUGUGCAGAGUUCCUGGAGUGAUGAAUGAAGAUUUUGUCAUUGAUGUUGAUGCUGUAAUUGAUGUUUGUCCAUCCUUGGAUCGCAAGAAAAGUGUUGUUUUGAAGAGUGAAGGUGAUGUUACUCCGGGUCUCAAGAGAAAGCUGGUUGAAGAGUUCGAUGGAUCUAUUAAGUAUUCCUAG
This is a messenger RNA of Salvia hispanica, 1092 nucleotides long. RefSeq lists its product as uncharacterized. The record is from RefSeq and is a predicted model, not a curated record. NCBI's taxonomy places the organism in Eukaryota, Viridiplantae, Streptophyta, Magnoliopsida, Lamiales, Lamiaceae.